Messenger RNA from Terrapene triunguis (Three-toed box turtle), 2863 nucleotides. It is a transcript of the gene POGLUT3, whose product is annotated as protein O-glucosyltransferase 3. Lineage: Eukaryota; Metazoa; Chordata; Testudines; Emydidae. The record is from RefSeq and is a predicted model, not a curated record. The coding region runs from base 1 to 1944 and encodes 647 amino acids. The transcript is spliced from 12 exons. Gene Ontology annotation, cellular component: endomembrane system; endosome. Gene Ontology annotation, biological process: positive regulation of protein secretion; positive regulation of exocytosis; multivesicular body sorting pathway. Gene Ontology annotation, molecular function: small GTPase binding; glucosyltransferase activity.
AUGGCUGGAGCCCCGCGCGGGCUCGAUCUCACCUUCCUCAGCGAGCAGGAAGCCCGGCAGAUUGUCCAGGUGCUGGAGCGGGACGCGGAGCUGAAAAGGGCCGAGAAGGACCGGAUCAGCAAACUUCAGAAGAAAAAGCAAGAUGUAACUGGACUACAGGGAGUGACAGGAGAAUGGUUUGAAGAAAUACAGAGAAAAAAAUUUCGGAAUGAAAUUGACGUCAACAGAAUGUUAAAACGACCACUAGCACAUUGGCUAAGAAAGACAUCAAGAACCGAUCCUAAAGAGUUUAAAAUGUCAUCUCCCCAAAAUCCACAAGCACAAAAGAAUGUCUCACCUUCCAUUCUGGGAUUCAGAACUCCUUUUGCGUCACUCUUCUCCUUCAAAAAAUCAAGGAAGCACACUUUAAAGCACCAGACUCGGCAGCAGCCACGAUAUGACAGCUUUGCUCUGGGCGCCCAUACAUCUUCCAAAGUUGAGAAAAUGGCACAGGCUGAAACAUGCAACUCAUCUUUACCAGCUGAACUACCUGGUAAUUUAUUUGAUGCAACUCAAGCACAAAUGAUGGAGGACAGUGCACCUAUAUGGAAUGAACAGCUAGAAAAAGAGUUCUUCCGUGGAAGAACACAGUUUAAAGUGGGAAUUAAAGCACUUUCCCCCAAAGAAGUCAUCCGGAUCCACAUCCCUAACCUCAUGGAUAGGAAUGAUGGGUCAUUUCUUAUACAAUAUCGGAUGUAUGGGAGUGUCAAUGAAGGGUUAAAGAUUGAGGUACUUUAUGGUAAUGAACAUGUAGCUCAGUCUCCUUAUAUUUUGAAAGGGCCUGUUUAUCAUGAGUAUUGUGAGUGUCCAGAAGAAGAUUCUCAGACCUGGCAGAAUAUUCUCUCUUGUCCAUCCCAGGAGCCUCAAGUUACUAAGGACUUCACUUCUUUUCCCACCAUCAACCUUCAGCGAAUGCUUCAUGAAGUCCCAACAAGGUUUGGGCAAACGAGAGGUGCUAUUGUUCAUUACACUGUUCUCAAUAAUCACAUCUACCGUCGUUCCUUAGGGAAGUACACAGACUUCAAAAUGUUCUCAGAUGAAAUGUUGCUCUCAUUGGCAAGAAAGGUUCGUCUCCCUGAUGUAGAGUUUUAUCUUAAUGUUGGAGAUUGGCCAAUGGAACAUCGAACAGCUAAUGAUACGCCUGGCCCUAUACCUAUCGUUUCAUGGUGUGGCUCUGUGGAUUCAAGAGACCUAGUCCUUCCAACAUAUGAUAUAACCCAUUCAACACUUGAAACCCUACGUGGUGUUACAAAUGACCUCCUUUCUAUUCAAGGAAACACAGGCCCUUUCUGGCACAACAAAACAGAGCGAGCUUUCUUUAGAGGUCGAGACAGCCGAGAAGAACGUCUUCAAUUGGUGCAGCUAUCUAAGGAGAAUCCAGAGCUACUAGAUGCUGGAAUAACAGGAUUUUUCUUCUUCCAAGACAAGGAGAAAGAGCUGGGAAAGGCUCAGCUCAUGGGAUUCUUUGACUUCUUUAAGUACAAAUAUCAAGUGAAUGUAGAUGGGACAGUAGCAGCGUACAGAUUCCCAUACCUCAUGUUGGGUGACAGUCUAGUACUGAAACAAACCUCUCAAUACUAUGAGCACUUCUACAGUGAAUUAAAACCAUGGAAACAUUAUGUUCCAAUUAAAAGAAGCCUUGAUGACUUGCUAGAAAAAAUAAAAUGGGCUAAGGUAAAUGAUGAAGAAGCUAGGAAGAUUGCUAAAGAAGGACAGUUAGUUGCAAGAGAAUUACUGCAGCCUCACAGGCUUUACUGCUAUUAUUACAAAGUGUUCCAGAAAUAUGCCAAGCACCAAGCCAGCCAACCUGAAAUAAGAGAUGGAAUGGAACUUGUACCUCAACCUGAUGACAGCACCUCCGUCUGCAAUUGCCAUAGGAAAAAGCCUUUAAGGGAAGAUCUAUAACUGUACCAAAUGAAGAAAACCACUCUGGUUUCACUAAGGAUGCAAAAAUAUACAUGGGAUUUAAGCUGUGAAAUCUAGGACAUACUUGUGCACGGGGGAACAUUCUUGGUUAAGCACUCUUAUUGUAUUUGCACACCUUUAUUCACUCUGCCUAUGAUAUACGAGUUCGUGCAAGUUCUUUUACAGGAGCAUUUCUCACACAACAGAACAGUAUUAGAUUUCUCUAUUAAGUCAUCUACUGAUUUCUAUUUUCUACUGAAAAUAACUUUUUAAAACCAGAAAUUAUUCUACCACAGUAUUAAGCUGAAUACUAUAUAUACAGCAGAUUUGUAACCGUAGACACAAAGUGAAUCAUUUUAGGUUUGCAAGUUCCAAAUCUGGUAUUACCAUCUGAUGUUUAUUUGAUGGUCCAUGUCAGAUAAAUCUUGUGAUCUCCAUUCAGAUCCUAAGACAAGUUGUCCAAAUCAAGAGUCAGAUUGGGGGUAAAAAAUGGUGGUGAUAUUCUUCCAACCUCCACAUGUGACCAAAAUGAGAUACCUUCACCCCUACUGUAGAUUGUAUAGAUAUUCAAAAUAUGAUCCUAAUAUGGUCAGGGCACUUGCCUGAAACUCAAGAGACCUGGGUUCAGUUCCCUGAUCUGCUACAGAGCCUAUGCCAGUAUAGCUACUUCAUGUAGACACAGUGUACGCCAACAGGAGGAGUUCUGCCAGCAUUGUAAUACCUCCUCUCCAAACAUUAUCAGCUAUGCUGACAGCAGCACGCUUUUGUCGGCAUAGCUGUGACAACACUGGGGGCUUUGCCAGCAUCGCCAUGUCAGUUGGGGGAGUGAUAUUUUUUCAGCAUAAUUUUGUAGUAUAGACCAUGUGUUAGUCCUGGCCUACACUUAAAAUUUAGAUUGACCUAGCUAUGUCACUCGGGU